Messenger RNA from Lacerta agilis (Sand lizard), 1314 nucleotides. It is a transcript of the gene PEX12, whose product is annotated as peroxisomal biogenesis factor 12. The record is from RefSeq and is a predicted model, not a curated record. Gene Ontology annotation, cellular component: peroxisomal importomer complex; peroxisomal membrane. Gene Ontology annotation, biological process: protein monoubiquitination; protein import into peroxisome matrix. Bases 118 to 1203 code for a protein of 361 amino acids. The transcript has 4 exons. Gene Ontology annotation, molecular function: protein binding; zinc ion binding; ubiquitin-protein transferase activity. Lineage: Eukaryota; Metazoa; Chordata; Lepidosauria; Squamata; Lacertidae.
GGCUUCCCCUGAGCUACCUCCGGUCUCACAUUUGGUCCAGCAGACAAGGAGACCCAUGGAGUGCAGGACGAUCUGAGAUUUCACCGGCAAUCCGGAUUUUCCAUUCCAGAAGACACCAUGGCAGAGCAUGGGGCUCACCUCACUGCGGCCUCCAUCUAUGAGGACAGGCCAUCCAUCUUUGAGGUCGUUGCCCAAGACAGCUUGAUGUCAGCCGUGAGGCCCGCACUGCAACAUGUGGCCAAGGUGCUGGCAGAAUCCAACCCUGGCCGUUAUGGCUUCUUGUGGCGCUGGUUUGACGAAAUCUAUGCCCUCCUGGAUCUGCACCUCCAGCAUCACUUCCUCUCAAGGUGCAGCGCCUCUUUCGCUGAGAACUUCUACAGCUUGAAGAGAGUGGUGCUGAUGCACGGCGGUGGCAAGUCCAGGAAGAGACGCUCAGUCACUGCCGGGUUGCCGCGUAGGCCUCACUGGAAGUCCCUCUGCCUGCUGGUCCUCAUUCCCUACCUGAGGACCAAACUGGAAGCACUGGUUUCCCGUCUCCGGGAGGAGGACGAUUACUCCAUCCACCCACCAUCAUCGUCCUGGAAGCGGUUCUACAGGGCCUUCCUGGCCGCUUACCCCUUUGUGAACUUGGCUUGGGAGGGCUGGUUCCUGGCCCAGCAGCUCUGCUAUGUCCUGGGGAAGUCCCGGCACCACUCUCCCCUGCUGAGGCUGGCUGGCGUCCAGCUGGUGAGGCUCACGGCGGAAGAUGUGCGAGCCUUAGAGAAGGCGGCAGCCAUGAGCGGGAGCCCACAGCCAGCAGGAAGCUUGAAACAGCAGGUACAGUCUGCUGCAAAAAAAGCCUUGGGCGGCCUGGCCUUCUCCCUCUCCACCGGGCUCUCCGUGGGCGUCUUCUUUCUCCAGUUCUUGGAAUGGUGGUACUCGUCCGAGAACCAGGAGUCCAUCAAGUCCCUGACAGCUCUGCCUACCCCUCCGCCGCCCGUCCACCUGGACCGCAGGGCAGGCUCCCCGCUCUUGCCGAAGCUCAAGACCGUCUGCCCGCUCUGCCGCAAAGUCCGCGCCAACGACACGGCCCUCUCCACCUCCGGCUUCGUCUUCUGCUACCGCUGCGCCUACAACUACGUGAAGCAGCACCAGCGGUGUCCUGUCACUGGCUACGCCACGGAACUCCAGCACCUUGUCAAACUGUAUACCCCUGAAAACUGACGGGGUGGCCCGCACCCUCUGUCUCAGGCACCAUGUGGCUGGGUGGGAUACUUGCUUACGUUUGUAUGUGUUUCUCUUGUACACACAUGAAAUUUAUCUGCUACGCAGGCA